This is a messenger RNA of Carassius gibelio (silver crucian carp), 5249 nucleotides long. RefSeq lists its product as uncharacterized. The record is from RefSeq and is a predicted model, not a curated record. NCBI's taxonomy places the organism in Eukaryota, Metazoa, Chordata, Actinopteri, Cypriniformes, Cyprinidae. The coding region runs from base 295 to 2316 and encodes 673 amino acids. The transcript is spliced from 9 exons.
UAAUCCACAAAUAAGUCUACGUUUUCCAUACUUUUAAAUUUUAAGGACGACCAAAUCAUGUUAAAAACUUAAUAUCUAUAUUUUUUUUCUAAAUAACAGUUUAUUUAAAACAACUGCAGUCAACUAUUGUUUUUUUUUUUGGCGCGAUCUCCACGGUAACAGCAGCUUUUCUGGUUGGUGAAUGAGGUUCACGUGAUGCGUCGGUUAAUUUCUCCCGCUGAAGUUGAAGAAGACGUCUCAGACAACCGCUGUUCAGGACUGUGCAUGGGCAAGAAAACUUGACAGACUGUUGGUAUGGAUGGUAAUUGGAGUUACAAUGAGAGGAGCAAUGUGAGAAGACGGGCAUUAAAAAAAGUUGAUGAACUAAUACAGACAAUAGAUAGUGAGUGUAGCAGGCAAGAGUUUGAAAUAAAUUAUGCAGACAGCUUCAAUGAUGAAACUUCUAUAUGGUUUGAGGAGGAGUUUCAGAGCAGCAGAGAUAGUGGGAAUGAACAGAUUCCAAAGGAUAGGUUUCUGUCUGAUGAGGAGGAAAUGGAUCAUAGUGAUGCAUGCAGUGACACUAUUUAUGACUUGAAGGAUUCUCUUGCUGACUGGGCCACUGAGUUUAGCAUUCCCCUGAUUGCGUUAUCAGCCCUGCUCUGCAUUUUACAAGUUCACCAUCCUUCUCUGCCAAAAGAUGGGCGAACAUUACUUAAAACAAAAACAGCAUACAAAAUAGAAACUCUAUCAGGUGGAAUGUUUCACUACUUUGGAAUACUAAGCUCGUUUUAUGGACUGUUGAAUAAGGUGUGGUCUAUUGUCCCAGAUAGACACUUAUUUAAAUUACAGCUGAAUUUUGACGGCCUACCCCUGUUCAAAAGCAGUAGUACUCAGUUUUGGCCCAUUCUUGGUAUGUUGCAGGGGUACAGUGAGAAACCAGUGUUGAUUGGUCUUUUUUGUGGCAACACUAAACCAAAGUCUUUGUCAGAGUAUUUGCAACAUCUGGUGUGUGAAUUAAAGUCACUGAGCAGUGGGUUUGUUUUUCAGGGAAAGAGGUUCUUUUUGAACAUCUGCUCUGUUGUAUGUGACACUCCAGCCCGAGCCUUUGUGAAAGGAGUGAAAUCACACUGUGCAUACCAUGGAUGUGACAAGUGUCACCAAAUUGGUGUCCGUAUAGGACAUCGAAUGACAUUUCCUGAUUUAAGUGCAAGACGUAGAACGGACGAAUGCUUUAGAAAAAAUACAGAUGUAGAACACCACCAUGAACACUCACCUUUAGCUGACCUUAAUAUUGACAUGGUUGCCAGCUUCCCUUAUGAUUACAUGCACUUAGUAUGCUUAGGGGUUAUGAGGCGUCUGCUUGAUUUGUGGAUGGGUCCUCCUGGACCCCUGCGUUGUCGUAUGUCAAGCAGUCAAGCUUCCUUGAUUUCAGAGAGACUACUUUCUUUGAGGGAUUACAUUCCUUCUGAGUUCACUAGAAGACCACGUACACUGGCUGAAAAAAGUAGGUGGAAGGCCUCAGAAUUUCGUCAGUUCCUGCUGUACACUGGACCUGUUGUACUGAAGGGUGUAUUAAAGUCUCAAAUUUAUGACAAUUUCAUGCUUUUGUCAAUUGGCGUACACAUAUUACUGAGUUCAGAAUAUUGUUUGAAGAUGAACAAUCUGGCCAGUUCCCUUUUGGUGUCUUUUGUUGAACAUUUUGGUCAGCUUUAUGGACAAGAAAUUUUAGUUUACAAUUUUCAUGGUUUGGUCCAUCUUUGUGAAGAUGUAAAAAUCCAUGGUAAUUUGGAUUUAUUUUCAUCUUUUCCAUAUGAGAAUUUCUUGGGUCAUCUUAAAAAACUGGUUAGAGGCCCACGAAAUCCUUUGACACAAGUGAUCCGCAGGUUGUCUGAAAUUGAUGAAGCCAGCUCCAACUGUAAUCUUAAUGCAAAGACAUCCAAAGAUUAUAAAUCGGAACAUACUGAAGGGCCAGUACCACAAUUUUUCACAGGACAAGUAAAACAGUUUAAAGUGUUGUCCAUGGAUGGUGCCGUUAUCAAAACUACAAAUAGAGAUUCCUGCAUCAAAAUAAAGAACAAGUUUGUUUUGGUUGAAAAUAUUAUUGUUGAUAGGGGAGUGGAAUAUUUUGUCGGUAGGGACUACAGAUGCAAGGAAUCAUUCUUUGAAUACCCUUUUGACUCUACAGAGUUGGACAUCUUUGUGGUUUCUAACUUGUCUUUGACACUGAAACAUUUUCAGAGAGUGGAGAGUGUGCAAAAAUAUGUCAGACUGCCAUUUCAUGACAAGUUUGUUGUGAUACCUUUGCUGCAUUUAAACAAACCACACGGCAGCUAUUGAUUUACAUUAUACUUAAACAUUUUUUUGGUAGCAUGCAGUUGUUUAUGGGUCCAGUAAAUCUGCAGUUUAUAUUUUGUUGCUUUCUUUGUAUCUGCGGUACAUGUUGUGUGCAAUUACAGUUCCCAAAAAUAGUCUCUCUUCUCACAUUAUCCACUCAAAAGUGUUCCUACAGAUUAUUUUGAAAAGGCAUAUAAAUGACUAAAUUACAAUUUUAUUUUGUUUAGACAAUGUAUCACAUUGUGAUUUUUGAAAAAACUAAUGAAGUAGAAGUGGUGCCUUCCAAUUGGGUCAAAGAAAAUGAAUGUAUGUGGCCACCAAAUAAAGUGGAUGUUGUAAAAGCCACAAAAAAUAAGGAGCAACCUGGGGAAGGAUGGACUCCACACAGGGUCAGAAUAAUAUUUACAUCGAACAGUUACAGUGAGGCAAGAUUAAAACUACCUGAAGCUGUCGAACACACAGACCUUGCAACAGAUAGGGAGGAUUCCCCAAUUAAACCCAAACGAAGAAGAAUGCCAAAGAACCUAUUUUUUCCUGGAGAAGAUGAGGAUGAAAAAAUCAGUGUUGAUCAGUCAAAAGAUAAUGCAAAGAAAAGAAAAGAAGAACUGCCUAGAGCUCCGAAGAUCUUUCACUCAUUUGCUUCUGACUCCCAAAGGAUGCAGAAGACUGGAUCUACUCAGAAGUCUGUGUUGGCCAAAUCUAAGCCAACAAAAUUUUUACCAAAUAUCCCUCCUAAUUCCCAAAGUCAUCAUACUUCUAAUGUACCUAAGAGGACCCACACACAUUCUGACCAGUCUCGAAGAAACCAUGCAACUGCUGAUCCACUUGAGAGGAGCCGCAUUAACCCUGACCCGCUUCAGAGAAGCCGCACUUCUAACCAGCUUCAGAGAUUCCACACAAGCUGUACUUCUCCCAACUUGUCUGACAAUGAUUGCACUCCACCUGACCUGCUUCAGAGAUGCCAUGCUUCCCCGGAUUCACGACCGAGAAAAAGUUCAACUACUGAGCCAUUUCAGAAGGUCCAGACUUCCUCUGAUCCACUUCGAAGUGGCCACAAAACUUCAGACUCCGUUCAGAGAGGCCGCAAUUCCCCUGAUCCGCUUCAGAGAAGCCACACAACUGCUGAGCCGUUUCAGAAAGUCCACACUUCCCCUGACCCGCUUCAAAGAAACCAUGCAAAUUCUGACCCGUUACAAAGACGCAACACUUCCCCUGACCUGCUUCAGAGAAGCUGUAUUUCUCCUGACUUGUUUGAGAUAGAUUAUACUCUCCCUGACCCUUUUCAAAGAAGUCACUCUCCCCCCUGACCCACUGCAAAGAAGCUGCAUUUCCCCUGAUCGUUGUCAGAGAGGGAUUGUUUAUCACCAGCCACAAGGACUAUUAAGACAUCAAGCUGUUCUUGAUACUUCCCUCCUGCGUAACAUUCUCACAAAUCAAGAGAUCAUGAUGGACCAAAUGAAGAUAAUCUAUAGGACAGUUCAGGGUCUAAAAUCUGUCAGUGAAGAAGACAUAGGCCUUGAAGCAAACCUACUGCCAGUAGCUGAUCUUCAGUCUCUGCAAAACUUGGAGGAGCGAUUGAGAAAAUUUCCUGACUUUCAAAAGCAAUUGAUAAGCAUGUUGGCAAUGAAAGGUGGGACAGACACCAGAGAUGGAGUUUGGAGAAUAAUGACAGCAACAAUCACAAACUCCCUGGCCAAGAAUAUAAAUAUGCGUGGUGUUAAUGGGAAGAUCAGCUUUAAAAGCUUGCAGUUACGAAACAUUGUUCUUGCUGCUGUCAGAAAAAAUCGCCUCACACAACAUGCCACCGAUCAGGAGAUUGAAUCAACCAUUCAAAGAUGGCUUCAGCUUGCUCCUGAUCGAGAUGGAGGAAGGAGAGAGCGCUUAAGGAAAAAAGAGGCCCAAAUAGGAUCACUUUCUCCCACACACACACAUUCUGAUGUGUAAAUUUUUUUAAUUUGCUCUAUGUUUGUUUAGAGUAAAUUAGAUUAUAAUGUUCAAAUUUCAGUACUAGAUUUCUUUUAGAUUCAUUUAGUUAGGUAGCUCAUAUAGCGUUCACACAGUUGCACAACUCUAGCUGUCCUUUCUUUUCUUUUUUUGGCUUGUGCAUUACUAAAGUAUCUAAGCUUGAACAUUUUGAAAUUAUAUGCUCUUUUACGGGUUGUAAUAAGAUGUUACACUUCGAAUGUACAAAAUAAAAUAGCAUUCACACUGUUACACAAUUCUAGGUGUAAUAUAUAUAUAUAUAUUCUUGGCUGGUAUUACUGUUAAAUAAAAUUUAAAUUGAAUAAAAUAUAGAAUUUUUCUGUGACUUAUUUGUUCACAUGGUUUGGGUAAGAUUAGUCUGGGUUAUGGCUCAGUUUUGGGGUUUCUGGUUAAAGGGUGGUGUUGAUAUGGUUAACUUAUGACUGAGAAUUGGUACCAAUAAUAAAACCUGUUUUGGCCCAGUUCAGGGCCAGUUAAGGGUGACUUACUGGCUGAGAUUUGGGCCAGUUAUGGCCCAUGUGUAACCCUUGUAUUUAAUCCAGUUCUGGGCCACUUCAGGGCCGUCAUUCUUUGCGGUACUUGGACCGAGGGUUAUUGGUUUGUGUCUGAACUAUUUUUGAGAAUUGAAUUUUCUUGUGCCUUUUUUUGUUCACAUGGUUUGGGUAAGAUUAGUCUGGGUUAUGGCUCAGUUUUGGGGUUUCUGGUUAAAGGGUGGUGUUGAUAUGGUUAACUUAUGGCUGAGAAUUGGUACCAAUAAUAAAACCUGUUUUGGCCCAGUUCAGGGCCAGUUAAGGGUGACUUACUGGCUGAGAUUCGGGCCAGUUAUGGCCCAUGUGUGACCCUUGUAUUUAAUCCAGUUCUGGGCCACUUCAGGGCCGUCAUUCUUUGCGGUACUUGGGCCGAGGGAAAAGUGAUUGUGUGGCCCGGAGCUGGGCCAGAAAAAAAUUGCUAUG